UGCUCCCGGGACUACAGCUCCCGUGGUGCCGGGCGGCGGGGCGGGCCGGGCCGCGGGGGCCGCCGGGAGCGCAGCCGGGUGCGCGGCGGAGGGAGCCCCGGCCCCGAGAGCCGAACCGAGCCGAGCCGGGCCGGGCCGGGCCGAGCGGGCGGAGCAGCGUUCCAGGGGUGCCCGUUCGACACAAGAGCCAACAUGAACGUGGGAACAGCGCACAGCGAGGUGAACCCCAACACCCGCGUCAUGAACAGCCGCGGCAUCUGGCUGUCCUACAUCCUCGGCAUCGGGCUGCUGCACGUCGUGCUCCUGAGCAUCCCCUUCUUCAGCGUCCCCGUGGUUUGGACUCUGACCAACAUCAUUCACAACAUGAGCAUGUACAUCUUCCUACACACCGUGAAGGGAACUCCCUUUGAGACUCCGGACCAGGGGAGGGCCCGGCUGCUGACGCACUGGGAGCAGAUGGACUACGGCGUGCAGUUCACGGCGUCGCGCAAGUUCCUGACCAUCAUGCCCAUUGUCCUGUAUUUUCUAACCAGCUUUUACACCAAGUACGACCGGAUACACUUCGUAAUCAACACUAUCUCCCUUAUGAGCGUCCUGAUCCCCAAACUGCCUCAGUUUCACGGAGUCCGGAUCUUUGGGAUCAACAAGUACUGAACUGCGUGGCUGGAGCGCACGGAAGAGGAACAGGGGAGAGGGGGAAGUUCCUUCUCUCUACUCCUGUUUCUUCGCCCCUGCGCACACUGGGAUGUAAUUUCACAGCGGCUGUUUAACUGCAGUAUCCAAUAGACAUAAACCGCAUGCUGGAUCCUCAUGCCCAAUAAAUCUAAACAAGCUCCAGAGUAGAGUUUAGCGCAGAGCAGGAUGCGUAUGACACUGGAUGUCUUUUAUUCCAGCGUCAUAAAUAGAUGCAGAUACACUGAGACUUCAAGGUACAACGAGGAUGAAUUCUGGGGAGAUUUUCAUCUAUCCCAGACAUCGAAUGAAUAGGGAUGAGGGGAAAAGCUUUUAGUGCUGGUACUAUUGCUGUGGUAAAUGCACUUUAAAAUAGAUUUCCCUUUCUGAAGCUAGGUGCUUUAAGCGAUAUGCGGGGGAAAUUCAAAGGGAUACAACCAGACUUUCCCAAUACUUGAUUGUUUCGAGGUUUGAGUUCCAUUUUUGGGCAGGGGAAGAGAAAGAGAGAUUUUUAUUUUGCAAUCCUUUGUGGCACUGAGAAAGGAAGGUCUUUUACUAAGAACAGUACAGGAAGGAAGGACCUGCAAUUUGACAGAGGUUCACUUUUCUACAGCACCAUUCGUGUAGUUCAGGGAAAAAGUCAAUAGAUCCUAAAUCAUACUUGUUAUUUUCAGCUUCUACCCGAAUCUGCCUGGGUGACUCUGCACAAGCAGCAGAGUGAACUGACCAAGAGAAGGAUGCUGUGGGUCACUGAAAAUAACACAUUAUUUCAUACAGGAACAAAAUUGAGCCUUUUUCCCAUAAAGUUACCACCUGAAUAAAGCAGGUUUAGGUUUCCUGACCGAGAUAGCUUUCCACUGUUCAAAGCAAUCUGGUUUUCUUUUGGGUUGUGUGCUGGAGGAAACGUGUUUUUUCCUCAUGCUUCCCCUGUAAACUCACGAAAACCUGUCUUUUUUGUUGUCUUAGUGCUUAUAUUGUCUCACACUUUUGACAAUGGUAUAAACAUUUUAAAUAGUCUAUAUUUUGUUCCUGCAUUAGCUGAUUCUAGCUUUAGAGGUCAUAGUGGAUAUUGUCGAGUUCUUUUUGAUGGCCUGAGUGUAGGUUUGGAUACUUCAGGUUUGGAUACAAGAUCUUGUAUUCCUCCAUGUGUAAUUUUAGGCAAGCCGCUUUACUUCUCUAUCUCAGACUUAAUCAUUUCUUACAAGACUGCUGCAGAGAAGGGAGAAACAUCUAGCGUACCUCAGAGGGCCGCUGGAAUGCAUAGAGAAUCAUUACCUAAUAUGUUGGAGAAGCGGAAAUAUUUUAAGUGAAAAGGAAGUUUUCAAGAAGGUCAAAAAAAGAGUCUGGCUUGAUACCCGAGUGCUGUUCUCCAGCGAGGGAGUUUGACAGAUGUGCAAUUUACUUGACAGGUUAAACCUCUUAACCACCAUGACAUAAGGACUGCUGCUUUAGAUAAGGUACUAUAUACCCUAAAGCGAAUAUACUCUUUAAGCUACUAGACAAUGACUUUUUAAAAAAAAUAGAUAUUGUUUUCAAAAUAAGAGAGAUUUCAUCAAUCAGCGAAGUACCUUUGAAAGGGCUGAGGAGCGGGGAGUGUCGACGCCCUCAGAGCUGCAGCGCGGCGGCGAAGGCUGUACCUGUAACGCAGGCUGGAUGCGGCUUAACAGACCUGAACGUCUGCCCGCAGGCACAACUUCCACGCCAGUGGUCAAUCUCCAAAGGAAAGAAAACUAGUUAUUUAUUUUCCUAGAAUACAAAGAGAAAAACAUCAACUUUUUUCUGCAACAGUGGCUAUAUGCUUAAAAGCAUUACUCCUAUAUAGACAGACAUAUACUGGGUAUUUCUAAGUAUAUGCACAUUACAAAGUCAAAGCAGUUUUGAUAUUUUUAGCAGAAGUAUAAAUGGAAGGGGGGGUCAGCUCUUCUCGACGAAGUACAGCACUUCAGUUCCCUGACGGCCUCAGCAUUACAGCAGCUGAGGAUCUGGACAUGUUAUUUGUGCUCUUAUCUGACACUAUGGACACCUGAUUCUGUUUUGUUAAAUUAAAGAUCAACUGUAAAACAGAACGGGAUUAUUAAUUUCUCAAAAGGUAGUUUUUAGAGCCUAAAAACUUCUUGUUAGGCAAAGCCUUAAUUCUGAUAGUAAGCUUUUCUGAUUUACCUUGUUCACACAAAUGAUUAAAAUAGACUUUAUAUAGAUAUGCGUUACAUGGCAAAUUAUUUUCUUUACAACACAGGGAUAGUAUUUUUGCUGCGGAGUAAUUAAUCCAAUCAAGGAAAACAUAAAUGAAAGCUGGAGAAAUAUGGAAAGAGGUGAGAGAGUUGAAGGAAGAUUUUGUUAGUAAUGUGGUGUGUUAAGUAUCUACAUAAAAUUAAUAAUUACUUGAACAAUUAUACAUCUGAUAAUGUCUUCCUUAAGAUCCCAUCUUAAGGGUAGGUAUCAGAAUUAAUCAAACAUAGAAAGGAAACCAUAAGUUAAUUGUAAUUAAACCGCAGUUGCAAUUGCUCGAGCCGCCCUCGUGCGCCAGUCGUGUGGCUCCUUCCCGUCAGUGUCACGGGAGCGAGCGGUACCCAAGCAAAUCUCUGAUCGUCCCCACCACAGCGGUGUGGAGGUCACAGACACGGCUCCGCAGCUCCUGGAACCCCGUACUGAAACCACUUCUGGUUCGUUUGCGUUUGUUAAAUUCAUCUAGUUGUGAGUUCGGCACUCAAAAGGCUUAUCUUGAGCCAAACAAGUUGAAGGGCAGAGUCAAAACACUGAUGAGAUAACUAGUUUCUGAGAAAAGGGCGGCAUGGACAAGUCGAGGGAUUUUCAGACGCGCACUUGCAGCAAUCCAGGGUGAAGUUCACCUUUGCGUGGAGAACCAGAAUGCCAGUGCAAAAACUGCCCGUUCAUUCAUUUAGACUGGAGAACUUUCUGCAAGUACCUGCAUGAAGGAGAUAAGUGUUUGUUACUGGUUUUAAAUGGGACUUUGAUCACGUCGCUCUUGACAGAUUUUCCUCUCAAACUUGUACUGACUUCUCCUAGAGUGACUAGGGCAGCCUGGAGAAUUAAAGGCGGGCUCUGACCUGUGGCUGAGGAACAAUUACUGGGCAAGCAAGUACUUAAAAUGCUUUUCUGUUUUGUUCUGCCGUGAAUGGCAAAGGAGAAAAGCUUCUGAAAAAGAAGCCGCUCCUCUGUCCCAUCCUGUCCUGGGCAAAGCCUCUCCCAGGCCACUACAAGACCACACGUGUGUUUGCACGGUGUGGCAGCCGCUGCACCAGGAAAGCCAGAAAAUCGAGCACCACCAGCCCAAUGCCUCCAAUUUAGGGAUCCUGUCUUGCGACUUGUUUAACGUAGCUCGUGGGAUGUCAUACGGUCCAGCCCUUCGCAGGAAGAAGCCUUGAAAAAAUAAAAAGCCCAAAAUCUGGGACUACUUCAUUUCCGAGUACUUAAUUUUUUAAAAUAAAUGUUUAAUUUUUUGUUUGUUUUAAUAGAAGCAUGGUACUGGCCCUCAAAAAGGAGACAGCAGCUGGUUACCAUUGUUAACAUAUUGAUAUUUCUCGUUACAACUUGUAUUGCUUUGUCAUUGCCUAUAAUAUCUUUUUAAGCAUGCGAGUGGUUGUGUAUAUGUAUCCUCCUUGGAUCAGUUUAAAUUAGUUGGGUUUUUUUAAUGGAACUUUCUGACAUUGUACAUAGUUUUAGGGUUUUUUUUUCCUGUAGCCCUUCUUUUUGCUGUGUAUACAGAAGUCUCAUGUAGAGAACUUUCUAAAAAAGUGUGAAUAUUUUUAUUACUCCUUUGUACAGUAUUCUAAGAGAAACUAAUAAAGUAAGUAUUCAUGUAAAAA
Columba livia (rock pigeon) is the source of this 4499-nucleotide messenger RNA. It is a transcript of the gene ORMDL3, whose product is annotated as ORMDL sphingolipid biosynthesis regulator 3. NCBI's taxonomy places the organism in Eukaryota, Metazoa, Chordata, Aves, Columbiformes, Columbidae. Bases 193 to 654 code for a protein of 153 amino acids. The record is from RefSeq and is a predicted model, not a curated record. The transcript is spliced from 4 exons. Gene Ontology annotation, biological process: sphingolipid biosynthetic process; ceramide metabolic process; intracellular sphingolipid homeostasis. Gene Ontology annotation, cellular component: endoplasmic reticulum membrane.